Medioppia subpectinata is the source of this 1430-nucleotide messenger RNA. The record is from the annotation of a GenBank genome assembly. Lineage: Eukaryota; Metazoa; Arthropoda; Arachnida; Sarcoptiformes; Oppiidae.
CGGACGACAUGCCAGAAGCGGAUCAGAUGCCAGCCGUAGCCGAACCACUGUUAGACCCGUCCAUUGACAUCAUCUCUUGCGGAACUCUGGAAGCGUUCAACAGAUUUAAUGAUAGCAAAUGUGACACUCAUUUGGAAAAGACAACAAAUGAGUCGAUACUAGAAAAGUAUAACCGAUUGACCGAAGAAAUCAAACAAUUGGUUGAUUUGGCCGCUAAUGACACCAACGAUUCCAACAAAGAGUUGUUAACAAAAGUGGACAAACUGUCGGAACAGUUGCAAGAUUUACAAGUAUUACGAUUUGAUAACACAAACACUUUGAAGGAUGUCUUUGAAUCGAUUGACAAGUCUGUGGAUAAAGCAAACAUCAAAGACGAUCAAAAUGAUAGUCAAUUGAGAUAUAAAUUAUGGUAUAAACCGGAGAAGAAUACUCUGAACGAGUCGUCGAAAAUCAAUUCAUUGGAACAGAGGAUCAAAACGAUUGAAUCAGUUUUGGGCACAAAUGAAAACAAUCAAUUGAGAUAUAAAUUAUGGUAUAAACCGGAGAAGAAUACUCUGAACGAGUCGUCGAAAAUCAAUUCAUUGGAACAGAGGAUCAAAACGAUUGAAUCAGUUUUGGGCACAAAUGAAAACAAUCUUAACGAAACGGUUCAGGAUUUGAGUGCAAAAGUGUCUCAAUUUGACCAAAAUUCACUCGAAAGGGUUGACUCACGACUCCAUAUGAUUACCGAUAAAUUAUCUCAAAUCGCGGACAGAAAACAACAAUUUGAAGAAUUGGAGAAAAAUUCUAAAAUCAAUGAAUUAUUUGAAUUGAUUCAGAAAACAGAGAAAAGUCGUUCAACUCUUCCCACGGUUUUACAGCGAUUGGAAACUUUAAAUGAUCUCCAGGAGCAAGCGCUUCAAUUCUCGUCCGGUCUCUCAUACUUGGAUUCAUUGGAGACACAGAUCGCGGAGUCCAUGAAAACUAAUGAACAAGAACUCCACACUUUGAAGACAUCGUUUGAAACCAAUGUCGAUUCUGAUGGUGUCAUCAAAUCAAUGAUAUGGCGAACCUCUUCUCUCAUGGCAUACAUGAAGGCCUUCGUCUCCCACAAGGCGUUACAGAUCUCGACGUCUGACGUCUCGUCCAAUGCUAUCACUUCAGACAAUAUAGAGUUGACCCGAAAAUACGAGGUCUUGAUUCCGCUGCACCACGACUGGGCUCUAAUCAAUGCGUUCACAACUGGAUUAACAAAUUACUACUCCGUAUUUCCCAAUUGUCUCACAUAUAAUGUAUUUUUAUACAAUUCCCUGGCGUUGAAAGACCAGAGUCUCUCCACAUCGACCGGUUCUGCGGGAGUUGUGGCGAACUUUCCGGUGCCAAACGAAACCACUAAAUCCAGUUCUUGGGCCUCGUCUUCCCUCCCGACUGCUCGCAAAGAGUUGUUGUAA